Molecule: messenger RNA, 1455 nt
Organism: Anopheles marshallii
Lineage: Eukaryota; Metazoa; Arthropoda; Insecta; Diptera; Culicidae
Product: zinc finger protein OZF-like
Exons: 4
Biological process (GO): regulation of DNA-templated transcription
Cellular component (GO): nucleus
Molecular function (GO): RNA polymerase II cis-regulatory region sequence-specific DNA binding; zinc ion binding; DNA-binding transcription factor activity, RNA polymerase II-specific
Source: RefSeq, a predicted model, not a curated record
AUGAGUCUGCAAUGUCGUGUUUGUAUGGAAUAUUCUGAAAACUGUACUUUUCUGUUCACCGAGCGUCAUGGUUUAACACUAGCAGAAAUCAUACAAUUCUGCGCGGAUGUAAAGAUAGCUGAUGAUGACGAUUUACCGUCCCACGUGUGUUUAACAUGCAGCAAAGAUGCUAUGGUAGCCUACACGUUUGUGCAAAAAUGCCAGAACUCAGAUCAUGAACUGCAAACACAGAAAAACCUUAGGAUUCCGUAAGCUACCUCUAGUAAAUACGUGCAAACCACUAAAACUCAGGGUGAAACGCAAGAAUUGCUGGUAGAAUUGAUAUCGGAAUCCCCCCCAAUAGACCAUCAUUUUACAAAGGAUGGACCACCUACCGACGACAUUUACGUUACUGAGUACCUUGAUGAGGACGAAAUCCAGAAUUCGGGCCAAGAAUUCCAAGAUCAAAACAUUGAGGAAGAUACGGAUUUAACUACGUUGAAUGACCAGGCUGAAAACGAUUCAAGCUAUUGCUGUUGUCAUAGCGACUGCACAAUGACUUUCCACACUAAACAUGAACUGAAAGAGCACAUCAAUGUGCUGCACGUACUAGAUAAUGGAGAGCAAGAUAUUCCAGAUACACUUCACUGCUGCAAUAACUGUGAUCACACGUUUUCCACUGAGAAGGAACUUAUUAGCCACGAAUUGCUUUUACAGCUGAAAAAAGCCCUAAUUAAUUCUGUGAGCAGAGGGCGUCCUAAAACUUAUCCAUGUUUGUUUAAUGCGGAGCAAAAAAAGUGCUGCGAUUGUUACGCAUCGUUCCCUACGAUUGAGUCACUUGUGGAGCAUACCAUGCAGAGGCAUUCGAUACGCAAAACGGUUCUCGAUCCUACACGGUCAGUUCGAUGCGAAGUAUGCUUCAAGCUGUUCCGCAGUAAAUCGAGCCUCCAUAGUCACCAAAACGCGCCCUACAAACCGCGCAACUACGGCUGCAAUACGUGCGGUGCUUCUUUUCUGACGCCUUCCCGACUCGCGGUCCACGAAGCCGUGCACAGCGCGGAACGGAAGUUUAGGUGUGGGGAGUGUGGGGCAAGCUUUAAGAACGAGCAAAACCUGAACACCCAUGCCUUACUGCACCGCGAGAAGAAAGAGGUGUGCAGUACGUGCGGGUUGAGAUUUCAUCGGAAGUCCAAUCUGCGGAUGCAUCAACGUGUCCACUCCGAUGCUUACUAUACCGUGUGUCCGCAUUGCGAUAAGAAGUACAAAAACCAAUCACAACUGAAGGAGCAUCUCAAGGUGCACACGAAGGAAAAAACGUUGGGAUGUCGGUACUGUGCGAAACGAUUUAUGUACACGAGCGAUCGGAAGCGACACGAGAUGAUACACACUGGAAAAUAUCCUUUUACAUGUGGUUGUUCGAAAAAGUUCAGCCGUAAUCGUCUUUAUAUGCGGCACAUUGAGAAAUGUGAAGCGUAG